UGAUAGGUUGUAGUUCGCGGCGAAUUGGCUAGCGCAACAUGGCUGAAGUAUAAACGGUAACUCCGUACCUUAAUGUCAUGAAACAGACUUGUGCUUAUUAUGUGCACUAUAGCGUGGUCACACUUAACAGCAACGGGCAAUCCUCUCUGAAGUGGGGGGGGGGGGGGGGAAUAAAACAGUCAUCGGGGUUGCAGGAGCCUCCUAAAUUGGACAAAAUUCCCUGACAGUGUCUAAUGGGUAUAAGCAGGUUAGAUGUGCUGUAUAGGCGACUACUGUUAACUAAACUCUUCAUUCAAGGAUGGGGAAAGCCAGAUGAUCUAAAAAGGAUAUUUCAGUUUAGAAAAGUUAUUGGAAAUAGAGACACCUGCAAGAACUUGGUUCCUAAAGAUUAUCCUGUGUUCAUUGACAAGGUAGAAGAACAGAGUGACUGUAAAAUUCUGGAUGGUCACUUCAUUUCUCCUUUAGAACAUUAUCUUCCGGGAGUCUUGCCUACAGAAUCUGUAAAAGCCAGGUUUCAAUUCAUCCUACCCAAAGAAUGGAAGAGGAAACACAGAGCAGUGUGCAUUCACCUUGCAGGCACUGGAGAUCAUUUCUUUUGGAGGAGACGAACUUUGAUGGCACGCCCCAUGAUAAAGGAAACAUGUAUGGCAUCAUUGCUACUUGAAAAUCCUUACUAUGGUUACAGAAAACCAAAAGACCAAGUACGAUCAUGUUUAAAAAAUGUCUCUGAUCUGUUUGUGAUGGGAGGCGCUUUAGUACUUGAGUCUUCUGCUCUGCUGAACUGGCUUGAAAGAGAAGGCUAUUGGCCUUUGGGAAUGACUGGAAUAUCUAUGGGAGGGCAUAUGGCUUCUUUAGCAGUAACAAACUGGCCAAAACCAAUUCCAUUGGUUCCUUGUCUCUCCUGGUCUACAGCUUCUGGGGUAUUUACAACAGGUGUUCUCAGCAGGGCAGUUAACUGGAAAGAACUGGAAAAGCAAUAUGCAUCACAUACAGUAUAUGAAGAAGAAAUCAUCAGAAUGCUUGAAUAUUGUGGAACAGAUUCAUUCAAAAUGGGCCAAGACUUUGUAAAGGACUCUGCAAUCAGUCUGGACAGUCUUGAAGACUUUAACAUCUCUCCAGACAUGCUACAUUUCAGGAAGGCAAGGACUGAAUCUCAAAUGGAAACUGACCAACAUGUUGCUUGCAAAACCACUGUCACUACAUCAGGCGAAGGUCUACUGAUUCAAGGAUCUCCAAAAUUUAGAUACUUGGAUGAGAAUUUGACUCCUAUGAAUACCAGCAGUACCGGUUUUAAUGUAUUCAAUUCUAAAGAGAAGACACGAAAGCCGUCUCUACAAAGAGAAUCAUUACUUUUCAUGAAGGGGGUCAUGGAUGAAUGUACCCAUAUUGCCAACUUUUCAGUUCCCAUUGAUCCGAGCCUAAUUAUUGUGGUGCAAGCAAGAGAAGAUGCCUACGUUCCUCGCAUAGGUGUACGAAGCCUUCAGGAAAUCUGGCCGGGGUGUGAGAUCAGAUAUCUCGAGGGAGGACACAUAAGUGCCUAUCUCUUCAAACAAGGGGUGUUCAGGCAAGCAAUCUAUGAUGCAUUUGACCGCUAUCUACAAAAGCAUUCAGUUUCAUGGUGAGGAACAUAAGCUACACGAGACUUUAAUGGAAAACAGAAUAUUCAACUGCACUUAUUGUGUUGUAAUGGUGCUUUUUUAAUUGUCUUGAUUUUUUGUUAAUCAUUGGUUAAAAAACAUACAAUUUCAAUGUAAAAAAAUAUAAAAGAUACAGUAAUAUAACACUGAGGCCUUUUUUUAAUAGCACACUACGGUAAUAGGAUUUAUAGUAGGAGGGGAAUAAAAAUCAAAAAACCAAUACUAUGUUUUAACAUUAACAAAUGAAUUUUUGAGUAGAGCAUGAUAAAGCAUUUCUGCUAAACUAAACUUACAUGAUGAGGAAUAAAACUACAGAGCUGGGACAGUAGAGGCAUGUCUUAGAUUUACUGAAGUCAAAUCUGGAAAGUACUCAAGUUUUACAAUAUUUAAUUACCAAACACAAUGCAACAAGGCCCAGUUUAUUUUUUUACAGGAAACCCAGAGUAAAGUUACAAACUGUAUAUUGUAUGUCCUAUAAAUUGAAAUGUUUGAAAUUUUAAUUUUUUUAAAUUACCUUUAAUGACUUUAUUAUAAAGUAUGUAGCUGGCAUACUUUUUACAGCAUUUAAUCCUGAGAAAUGACACCAAGAACAUUAAUGAAAUGAAUGUUAAAAACUGAUUUGCCAACUCAAUGCAUUUUCUGUGUUUAUCCCCAUUUUCUCUUCAGUUGCUUUUUCUGUAGAAAUAUGUUUGGUGGUCUCAUUCAAAUAACAUUUUCACAAGAAAACCAACAUAAAUUGCACAAAUUAUCUUUUGACAUAAUGUUUUACAUUAAAAUAUCAAAUAAGUGCUAUAAUCCAUGUGCAAUCAUGUACUGUAUAGCAUUGCUGAAUUUGUAUCAUAAUGUAGAAGAUUCACAGAAUGUUUUGUUAUAUCAAAUAUAAUGACUUUAUUUAUAAUUAGGUCACAAGAUUACAGCUUAUUUGUUUACACGGGUGUGUGCACGUUUUUCAUUUGUCAGUGAACUUAAUUUUCUUAAUAUAGUCAAUUAAUUUGCAUGGUUGGUGUACUAAGAAAAAUAUUUUAGUCAGGAAGUGCAGCUUGACAGUGUCAUACACUGUAUAUAGUUUUUUUUAUUUCUUUAUAUUCUAUUAAUUAUUGUUUUGUCCUUUUAUUCACAAUUCUUACAGAGUACUUGUAAAAACAUUAUCAAGUGAAAUUUAAAACAAAGUAACUGACAGGCAACUGAUAAUUGUCUCUUCCAUGUUUAGUUUAUCAGAUAAUCAUUUUUAUUGAUAUUGUGAAGUUGAUUUAAAAUAAUGUGGGAAAUAAAUAAGUGGACCUUUUGUAAAUAUAUAACUUUAUUUUUUUAAUAAAUUAAUUAAAUGGAUAUGCUGCAUGAUUUAGUCACACUCCUCUCCACAUGUUUAAAAUAUAAUCCCUCUGUUUUUGAUCCAUAAAACAAACAAAAAGGGCAGUGAAAUGUUUUCAAACAAUAUAUCAGAAAAAAAACAAAGCAAUUUAACUGCCCCAGCUCCAUAACUCUCCACCACUCGAAUGUUUGAGUUACUCAGCGCCAGGUUUUAUGUUCCUCCUCCUUUUUUUAUUUUUAUCUU
Erpetoichthys calabaricus (reedfish) is the source of this 3192-nucleotide messenger RNA. RefSeq names its product abhydrolase domain containing 18 (gene abhd18). The record is from RefSeq and is a predicted model, not a curated record. The coding region runs from base 234 to 1622 and encodes 462 amino acids. Lineage: Eukaryota; Metazoa; Chordata; Cladistia; Polypteriformes; Polypteridae. The transcript has 13 exons.